AUGUUCUCUUUAGUGAAAUUGAAAACUCUUUCUUCCACGGAGGAAACAUCCAGAAGCUGGGCACACUUGCACGGAAAACGCUUUGCAAACCCAUUGGCAAACACAUCAAGACAAAGGCGUAUUUAUGGUCAUGCAACGGAUGUUGCAAUUCGUCCUCUAAAUGAAGAAAAGGUUGUUCAAGCUGCUGCAGACCUUUUAGGUGAACUCUUUGUGUUUUCGGUUGCAGGAGUUGCUGUUAUUUGUGAGGUGCAAAAUCGUUCCAGAGCAGAAAACCAGGAAGAAAGAAAUAAAGGCCCAGAUGAUGAACAGACGAACAGUCACCAUCAUGCCAAAGUGAAUGGCUGCUAG
Molecule: messenger RNA, 348 nt
Organism: Fraxinus pennsylvanica
Lineage: Eukaryota; Viridiplantae; Streptophyta; Magnoliopsida; Lamiales; Oleaceae
Source: the annotation of a GenBank genome assembly